CGCCUGGAGUCGUGCACUGGCAUCAAUGGAGUACACUCGUGCAAAUUCGGGUGUCAUCUGCAUAGGCAGACACGGUGCUGUGGCUUGCAUCCCUGUCUUUCAGAUACGAGGAUGAGGAACGGGAUGGGAGAGUGCGCUGUGCCUUAUGGAACAGCUUUUUCCCAAAGGAAGCGAAGUGGACUGCACCUCAGAGCAGCAGCUUAGGAGCGACGUGUUCUUCACGAUAAAGGACCUUAGGCAGUCUCUCCAGAAACACCUGUGUGCGUGAUACAGUUGAAGAAAGAUUAUCAAAUGUGGAUGUAAAUAAGUGUAAAAAAGAAUUAAUUAAAAGUUUUGCCAGUUGCAUAAGCUGUAUCGGACUGAUAGCUAAUUGUAGAGAUAAUAUUGUUAUACACGGUAAUUAUAACGUAUGAAAUAAAAAUUAAGUUUCAUUAAUAGUAACAUGACAAAAUCGAGGACUGAACUUAAAUAUUCAUACCCUAAACGUGAGAGAGAGACAGUCAAAUGUAAUACUAGUACUUUUAAAGCCAAAACAAACAUAAAAAGAGAUAACGACGACCUAAGGAAAACUGAAAGGGUCAAGGCGCGAGACAGGGUAACCACGGCUCUUGAUGUUCCUGUCAAGCCAGUGAGUAGCAAGACUAAUACAUCCGAGAGGAGCUCGGAUAAGCGCGAUCCUUCUGUCACGGCAUGUAGGAACGCAAACAGCAGCUAUGGCGACCCAGCAAAAAGAGCGGCGGAACCUCGGAAUGCAGAGAAACUACAGACUCCUCGUUCUAAUUUAAUCACAGUUCACUGCGUCCCUCUUUCAGAAAGGGCCAAUCAUCAGCUUGCAGAUACCAGUCACCACUCUGACGCAGGUCGUUACCACCCUUAUCCUCACGGCGCAGGUCGUUACCACCGUUAUCCUCACGGCGCAGGUCGUUACCACGUACAUCCUCACGAUGCAGGUCGUUACCACCUACAUCCUCACGAUGCAGGUCGUUACCACCUACAUCCUCAUACCAGCAUUAGGUACCAUAGUAAUGAAUUUCCUCAUGCCAGAUUUACUAACUUCCGUCAACAUCCGUAUACUAGUCAUUACCAACGUCUUGACAGUCGUCAAAGAGAUUACUUCCAUUACUCCAAACCCGGCUUUCACUCCCGCCACCUUCCCAAUACCAACAUUCACAUCAGCACAACACAGGGUCAUAACACAAGUUAUGAGAAAGAUAAUGUGAACAAAACUCAGAAAAAAGAUGACAGUCGCAAAAGUUUUGAACAUAUUAGGAAUGGAGGUGUGAUAGAGCGUAACUUUAAGUCAAACUUAAGCUGGCACACGCCAGUCAAUAAGACAGAAAUGACUCGAGAAGAAAAACUGACAAAAUCUGAAAAAGAUGCGAAAGUAGAUAAAAUUCGCAUCAAAUUACAGAAUGUGGAAAAAAGCAAAAAGGAAAACAAUAGAGAAAGAGAGAGAGCUGUGAAGUGUGGAAGCAGUAGAGAAAAAUCUAGAUACAAGCAAUCAGAGGAAAAUGUAAUUAAUAGAGGACAAGUGAAUCUCGGUAAGUGUGAAACUAAAGUGUCAAGUUCAUCUGAUGUUCAUCACUUUACUCCCUCAUCCAGGAGUCUCUACGUUUCAGACACCAAAAACGCAAAUGUCAAAACUAGUCACAAAAGUGACAAAAUUAGGGAAAAGUUGAAAAAGAGAAAAACAGACCAAUUAAAAGUUUUGGGUCGACACAUGGUGACGUGUUCAUAUGUAAUGGAAGACAAAGUGGUGGACACUUGUCCACUUGGCCACAUCCUGGACCCAGUAUUCACUUCCUUCAACAUAACUACGGGACGCCUCACGGCCUUCUGCACUUCUUGCAACAUUAAAAUAUAUAUGAAUCAAACUUGGACUCCGGAGCUAUGAGAAGCCUCGCGAUAUUAUCACAUGAGCAUUAUAGUACCUUAAUAUAGUAAAUAAAGACUUGACGCUAUAAUAAAUACACAUAGGAAAAGUUUCGCCCGUGAACGGUCAUUAUUAAUUUUUCUUGUAUUUUAUGAAAGCUUAUUCGUAGGUCAAAUGUUGUACCAAUAAACUUUGCUAAUUACCACAA
This is a messenger RNA of Cherax quadricarinatus, 2081 nucleotides long. RefSeq lists its product as uncharacterized. Lineage: Eukaryota; Metazoa; Arthropoda; Malacostraca; Decapoda; Parastacidae. The record is from RefSeq and is a predicted model, not a curated record.